GACAAGACAUUUCUGAAAUGUCAGCUGUGUUUCGAACAAAAUAGACGUAUUUUUGUGUAAUAAUAUUAAUUUAAUGAUUUUAUAUUCCUAAGUUGAUUAUUGAAAAUGGGAGCCUUAACAAGUAGGCAAAAUGCUGGUGUUGAAGAAGCAGAUGUAGUGUCUAAUCAUGCAUACAAAUAUCCUCCUCGAUCAGGUAAUUACUUCGGGAGCCACUUUAUCAUGGGUGGUGAAAGGUUUGACACACCACAGCCUGAAGCAUAUUUGUUUGGAGAAAAUGCUGACUUGAAUUUCCUUGGCAGCAGACCUACACCUUUCCCCUACCCCCCGCCACAGUCCAAUGAACCGACAAAAACAUUGAAAAGUCUAGUGAACAUACGUAAAGAGUCUCUGCGGUUUGUGCGUUGUCCGGAACCAGUUGGCAAGUUGGCAGAGAACAAGAUUGGAGAUGGCUUGAACAAAUCGGUAGACAAUAAUGGCAAGGGCACAUACUACAAUAUUGAGUUCACAUUUGAUUGUGACGCAAGAUGUGCCAUUACUAUCUUCUAUUUCUGUACCGAGGAAGUUACUCCUACUGGUGUAGUGUACUACCCGCGCGACCCUGCGAUGAGUUCUCAGACAUACCAUUAUAAGAAAGGUGCCAACCAGCAGUUCUGUCAGAUAUCACAUGUGUUUGACCCUUCAAAGCACCCUGAAGAAGACUUGGUCUACAAUGCGGACAGGGAGAUCAUACCUAUUGCUAUUUACUGCGUCGUUGAUGAGGGACAAGAAGAAAUAAGGCAGUCCCACACGACGAUCGCGGUGGUGGAGAAGCACUCGGACGGCACGUACGUGCUGAAGGCGCUGAAACAGAAGCUGUUCGUGGACGGCCUGUGCUACCUGCUGCAGGAGAUCUACGGCAUCGAGAACAAGAACCUCGACACCAAGCCAAGUUCGGACGAGGAGACAGAGGACGGUGGGUCGGAGUGUGUGAUCUGUAUGUGCGACGUGCGCGACACGUUGAUCCUGCCGUGCCGGCACCUGUGCCUGUGCAACUCGUGCGCCGACUCGCUGCGCUACCAGGCCAACAACUGCCCCAUCUGCCGCGCGCCCUUCCGCGCGCUGCUGCAGAUACGCGCGCUGCAACGACGCCCGGACAACGCGCCUGCUGCACCCGCUGCCGCGCCUGAUGGUAGCACGGAGAACAUCCCGCUGGGCUACGAGCCGGUGUCGCUGCUGGAGGCGCUGAACGGGCCGCACCCCGCGCGCGCCCUGCCCGCGCCCCGACCCGCGCCCGCCAUCGCCAGCCCCGACACCGACACCGCCUCGCAGGCAGCUGAGAUAUUGAACCGUUGCAACUUGGAGCGUAGUUCGUCCACCAGCCUGGGCAGCAGUGGCAGCAGGAAGGCCAAGAGUGGUUCCAAGGACGACGUCAAGAGUGUCCGGGACAGGUCCGCUGCACAAACUGUCACUCCCGAGUUCCGGAUGUCAGUGCUAUUGGCGCGCGAGGAGGAAGCCAAGCGCGCUGAGGAGAAGGCGGCCGCGGCCAACAGUCCGCUACUCUACAACCAUAAGAUUGUCAAUGGAGACAAGAUCUCUAAGUCGUCCCUAAGCCUGGAGUACCCGGGCGACAUGGAGUCGGUCCAGGAGGCGUCGGGCUCGGACGACGAGGCCCGCGCCGCGCCGGAGCCCGACAGUGACGCCGAGAGACUCUCGCCGCUACUCACGCACCCUACUGCUAACGGGACGGUGGCGAGUGCGUGCGAGGGCUCCCCGGGCGCGGCGCUGCGGCUGGCGGCCGGGCCCGCGCUGGCCCACAUCGACGACACCGACACCGACGAGCCCGACCACAAGCACAACUCGAGCGGAACACAGUCUCGUAACGAUGCGGAGUCGCCGGCGGUGGCCGAGGACUCUGAUUAUUUCACGCCGGAAGACACCAACACGACCAUUCUGACCGUUCCUAAGACGAACAAACUUGCCGAGCCAACUAACAAUGGAGAUUGUACUCCUCAGCGUUGGGCCCUGCCACAUCACGUCACAUCACUUCCCGGAACGCCUCUGAGCCAGUCUAGCGUGCGUUCGUCGGGCGACUCGUACAGUUCGACGUCGUCGACGCGUCAGUUGCUGGCGCCCGUGGCGGGGUCCCCGCUGGCGACCGACACUGCCUGCUAGCGACCGACACUGCCUACUAGCGACCGCCGCGUCGCAAGCCUCGCCCGUACCGCCCAGCACAGCUCUACAACCACGUAGAUAUACUAUGCCACCUUACUGAAAUGUAUUGUACACUCGAAUCCAACGGAUUCUUGAAGUCUUACGCUUGCCUUUAAUAUAAUUUGAUCACUCUUUUGAAUAUGAAUAUCGGUCUAUAUACUACACUCUAUCUAUAUUCAAUAGAUUUCCUUAUUCAAAUGAUAUAUGGAAGAAUGAGUGGAUACAAAUAAUAAGAAACUGCAGAAAUAAAAACAAUAAGAAAUGCAGAAAUUUGCAAUAUAGACUUUGAAGAAAAUGAUUUGUAUAAAACUAAAGGUGAACUUUUUACUUGUAAAGUUCGAAAAUAUUUGCGUUGCCAGUUCGAAAAUAUUGAUUCCGGUAAUUAUUGGGUCAAUAACCAAUGGUGCGUUUGGAAUGACACACACAUAAAAAAUACGAGUAUGUUUGUAGCAAAUGUGCGCGGUGCACGGUGCACGGUCGGUAUGCGACCCAUCCUACUUCACGUACGAAACAUACGUACGACACUAUCCGUAAAAAUAAGACAAAUAAGCUUUGUAAUAUUAUAAUUGUAAUGGGUAUAAUGUUUUGCAGCUAUAUUAAACUUUAAUCAUAAGUAUAAAUCAUCGCAUGACAUGUAAAAAGUAGGUUACCCAAGCUUCUAGCAUAGGAACACUAAUGGUGCAAGAUUUCUGUUAUAAUAGUAUUAUUAAAAAACCGAGUUUUGAUGUAUAGAUGGUAAAUUGUAUUAAAAUUAUUAUUGUAAGAAUAUAUUAUAGCCAUAUAUAAUAUAUGUAUAUUUAUUCGUUAUGAAAUAUCAGUGCCAAUGGUACAUAAGAUAUAAUAAAUUAUGGAUUAGUAAGGCUGAAACUGUUUACUCAGAAGCAAGUAAUGUGGAUUCAUGAAUACAUGUGGGGUGCAUUUAGAUCAUUUGUUUUGUAUAUAUUUGCACUAAUAAGUAACCACCCAUGUCUGUCCUUUGAAUUGCAAAUUUUAUUGACCAUUGUCUUGAGUUUUUCUUGACAUUUACAUAAUGCUCAAUUUUACUAAAACUUGCUCUUAUUUUGCAAUAUUAUAGCAAUCAAGAAUAAAACAUAAUUUGGUGAUUUUGAUUAUAAUCUGUUUCUGAAGCAAAUAUGUUAAUAUUUUGUGUUAGUUAAAUCUUUAUAGCUUUUUAUCGUUUAUUAUGGCUCACUGUCAAUUUGGUUGAUUCCAUGUAUUGUUACUGAACUACAACAGUAAUGUCUUUUACUUGUAAGAUCUGUGUGUCUGGUUAUUACAAGAUGCAUUCAAAUUGGUCCAUUUGAGUAAAAGUAUUGUUGGACACUUUAUAGACUGAUGAAGAACAUUCCUUUAUAUUCAUUGAAAGAAUCUCAAAAAUUAUAAGUGUCGUAAAUUGUAGAUACACAUUGUAUUAUUGCCUAACUAAUAUUUUCUUAGUGUAUUGUUUGAUUUAAAAUAAAAUUUACUAAUAUUAAAA
Molecule: messenger RNA, 3667 nt
Organism: Spodoptera frugiperda (fall armyworm)
Lineage: Eukaryota; Metazoa; Arthropoda; Insecta; Lepidoptera; Noctuidae
Gene: Mrgn1
Product: E3 ubiquitin-protein ligase MGRN1
Exons: 14
Coding region: 106-2151 (681 amino acids)
Biological process (GO): protein ubiquitination
Cellular component (GO): cytoplasm
Molecular function (GO): ubiquitin protein ligase activity
Source: RefSeq, a predicted model, not a curated record